Emiliania huxleyi CCMP1516 is the source of this 447-nucleotide messenger RNA. RefSeq lists its product as hypothetical. NCBI's taxonomy places the organism in Eukaryota, Haptophyta, Isochrysidales, Noelaerhabdaceae. Bases 1 to 447 code for a protein of 148 amino acids. The record is from RefSeq and is a predicted model, not a curated record. The transcript has 3 exons.
AUGAUGGCCUCCCACCGCAUCGGCGCCCGCGUCGCGGGCCUCUCGCCAGCGCAGCUGUGCGCCAUCAUCGAGGCGCAGGCGGGCGCGAGCGACGCCGCGCUGCGCGUGGCGGACGAGCACGCCACACGGCUCGUGGAACAGCCCGAGUGGGUGCUCUCCGAGGUCCUUCUCUCGCCGGACCUCGCCCCGCACAUCCUCGCCCAGCUGCCGACCACGGCGCACGCCGCCAAGGGGACGGCUCCUGCGGCUCUCCCUCGUCGCGUGACCGCCGCCGACAUCAUGUGCUCGGUCGUCCCCGCCGGCGCGGAGCUGCGCCACGUCGAAUUGUUCGGCACCUCGCGACGGGUCGGCGCACUCGUGCGGCUCAACGCGGACCUACGGAGCGACUCCGCCGCGGCUCGGCGCUGCCGCGUUUUCGAAGGCUGUGGGCGGGAUAAGGCCGGCUAG